UUUUGCCUUUCUUCGUCUUUCUACUUUCCAAGAGAUUAAUUGCUUUCUCUGUACAAGUAGUGUGUCGGUUUUCAUGCAAAUGGCUUUCAAUUCAACGGUCCUUACUGUCCUCAAAACCAUUGUUUGGUUGUCACUAAUGAGCAACUUUGUCAUAGUAUUAUCCGAUGCAAUUAAGACUGAAGAGAGUGAUAUUUAUUGCUUGAAAUCAAUUAAGGAUUCCUUGGAAGAUCCUUACGAUUACUUAGGCUCUUCAUGGAAUUUCGGCAACAGUAGUAAAGUCUUCAUCUGUGAUUUUACAGGAAUUGACUGUUGGAACGAUCACGAGAACAGGGCGAUGGGUAUCCGACUCCCAGACAGGGGACUCAAGGGUCAAUUUCCUCGAGGGAUCUCAAACUGCACCUCUUUACAAACUAUAGAUCUUUCAGGGAACAAACUUGUCGGAAUCAUCCCUUAUGAUAUCUGGCGAUUCCUCCCAUAUGUCGUUUCUCUCGAUCUUUCGGCCAACAGUUUCAGUGGUGAAAUUCCGCCCAGUAUUGCAAGUCUUAGGUAUCUCAAUAUCCUAAAACUUGAUGACAAUCGGCUCACUGGACAAAUCCCACAUGAGCUUGGCUUGCUGCCUCGCAUAAAUUCUUUUAGUGUUGCUAACAAUCUCUUGUCGGGGCCGGUGCCGGAUUUUGGUAGCACCUCUGUUACAACAGCUGAGAGUUAUGCAAAUAAUAAAGGACUUUGUGGGGGUCCUUUGAAGCGCUGCAAGGCUCCUGAUGCUUACGAUCAUGCUUUCUUCUUAAAUGGCUUCGCCGUUGGUUGUUCGGUUUCUACUGUUGUAGUUUUUGCUCUGACUUUGUUUUAUUUGCCCAUUGAUCCACUAUUAAAGAAGAUUAUGAGUAGCAAGAAGAAGAAAAGAAACCAACCGGUGGUUCAACUAAGACAAUGGCGCCCAACUGCAAUGAAUAGAGUUGAGGAUACCAAGAUUUCUAAACUGGAGAAGCUGGUUACUAGAAUAAGCUUCACAGAACUUGUGAAUACUACUGACAAUUUUAGAGAAGACAAUAUCAUCGGGUUGGGAAAGACAGGGAUAAUAUACAAGGCAGUUUUCCCAAAUGGUUCGAUCCUUGCCAUCAAGCGGUUCUUCAACUCACAACGCUCCAAACGACUCUUUAUGUCUGAGGUAAUGACUCUAGGUCGAUUGAGACACACUAAUUUAGUACCUCUAAUUGGUUUUUGUUAUGAAACAAUGGAAAAACUAUUGGUUUACAAAUAUAUGCCAAAUGGUAACCUCUAUGAUUGGCUACAUCCUCCGGCAAGCGAGCUCAAGAUCAUGAAAUGGCCUGUCAGGGUUAAAAUUGCUGUUGGGUUAGCAAGAGGGUUGGCAUGGCUUCACCACUACAACAGAAAACUCCAGGUAUUCCAUCAGAACAUAAGCUCAAAAUGUGUACUACUAGAUAAAAAUUUUGAGCCCAAGAUCUCUAAUUUUGGGAAGGCAAAGUUCAUGAGCCCGAACAAUACUGGUCUGGGUGGGAUCUCUGUCAUGAUUGAUCAAUUGUUGGAUCUGGGUUUUAAAAAGAAGGAUGUAUAUAGCUUUGGAGUUGUGCUUCUUGAGCUGGUUACAGGGAGGGAAACCUUUGACGCUUCUGCAAAUUCUGAUAGUACAUCUUUUUGUUUGCAUGAUGCAGUUGACAAUGCUCUAAUCGGGCUAGGAUUUGAUGAUGAGAUCUUUGAGUUCCUUAGUAUUGCGUGUAAAUGCAUUCAGUCGGUGCCAGAGCAGAGGCCAACAAUGCUAGAAGUGUACCAAACAAUGAGGGCCACUGGGGUGAAACAUGGGCUUGUGGACGAUUCUGUGAUGUGGAAUGAAACAAAAAUUGCUACUGCUAGUAGGGGAGAUAAUAGGGUAUACAAAAUAGGGCGAACAAGCCUAAUUCGAGGUUAAACCUUGUGUUGAUGUACUUAAUUUUUAAUACAAUAUUAAUAUUAUUAGGAGUACAACACAUAAUAAGUUGGUGGAGUUCU
Molecule: messenger RNA, 2007 nt
Organism: Camellia sinensis
Lineage: Eukaryota; Viridiplantae; Streptophyta; Magnoliopsida; Ericales; Theaceae
Product: probably inactive leucine-rich repeat receptor-like protein kinase At5g48380
Biological process (GO): protein phosphorylation
Molecular function (GO): protein kinase activity; protein binding; ATP binding
Source: RefSeq, a predicted model, not a curated record